UAUUCAAAGUUGCAGCAACGUUCUCUCUCCUCUGCGGCGAAGCGGCUUCCACCUCAAGCUCUUCUGUUUUGAAACUUCAUCAAAGUGAAGCGUCUCCAUGUUUCCUCACGACUGAGGCGGGCUCUCGGUGUCAGAAUGGAGGGCAACGUCAUUGGACCGGGUCCGUACCGGGCCACGAAGCUGUGGAAUGAAACCAUUAAGCUCUUCCGUGGGGGCAUGCCGCUCAGAAGGCACUGGGCAAACUUCCGCUACUAUGACUGCAGUUUCACAGGAUCCGAGGCUGUUGAUUACUUGCACGAGCUACUGAGGUGCAACUACAACUUUGGGCCUGAGGUGACUCGCUACCAGACGCUGCAGCUGCUCAGGAAGUUCUUCAAGGCCCAUGUCAUUGAAGAUAUCAAAGGACGUCACGGGACAGAGGACUUCGAGGACAACAGCCAUCUGUACAGGUUCCCCAUGCUGUCUCCUCUGAAAUCUUUUCCAACAAGGCCUCUGUUGAGAGACAGCUGUGACCUGCCCAGACUCAUCCGCUGGGAUGACUAUGAAGAAUUGCCUCAGCGGGAAAACGUUGCACCCCUGAAGUCUGCUGUCAUGACUUCAGAUUUGUGGAAUAAAAGACACAGUGUAGCGAUUGGAGACGUUCACGAAUGCAAGCUCAUACGGAGGAAGGAGAUUACUUCAAAACAAGUGGACCACAUUUGGAAAUCAAUGACAGUUGCACAUUUACAGAGAGUGCUGGGCCUGCAGUCAUUGGAUGGCGUGUUAAACCCCACGCAUGUGAACAGCAAACACAUUGUUCACAACGUGUUCAGUGUUAAUAAGACCGGUAUAGUCAUUCUGGAGAACAAAGCUGAGGAUAUGCCCUAUUGGGUGGUAUCCGCAAUGAAAUGCCUCGCCAACUGGCCUAAUGGCAAUGAAACCAAACAGCCAGUGUACCCAGGUUUCGAGAGAGAUGUUCUGAGAACAGUAGCAGAUUAUUUUCAGAGACUCAGAGAACCCCUGCUGACUUUUCAUCUAUAUGAAGUCUUUGUCAACAUUCUUAGUCUGCUGCAGGAGGAGGAGGAAGCCACUGAGGCGCUUCAAGUCAGCGGUCUCUUACUCCCGCCGCCCAACCGAAGACGCCUCCAGCUGUUACUGCGUCUCAUGGCGCGGGUCUGCCAGAAUCCCCACCUGCCUCCACUCAAUGACACUAUUACUACCCGCACACUGAUGCUGCAGAUGUUCUCUCACUGCGUUCUGGGCUCAGUAGAUGAGAUGGACUUGGACGAGCUGCUGGCCACUAAACUGGUAACCUUCAUGAUGGAGCACCACAACACCAUCUUCCAAGUGCCCUCCAAGCUGCGAGGCCAGGUUGAGGAGCAUAUGUCCCAUCUCAAAAGAGUUCAGAUCAAAUAUGCAGGUUCAGAUACAGACUUUAGUCUAUCUCCAGCCUUUUGUAAACAGAUCCGCAGGGUGGAGUCUGAGGAGCAGAAGGUGAUCGGUACCCAGACCCCCCUGCAGCAGCUUCUGGAGGGUCUGAUAGCAGACAAAGAACUCCCUGCCAAGGACAAAAGAAAAAGGCUGAAACAGUUCCAGAGGUCGUACCCGGAAGUCUACCGCAAUCGAUUUCCCACAGAGGAAAGCAAAGCUGCUGUCAUACCGGUGAAAACCCCUCGACUCAAACCUCAUCUCAUGUUCCUCAAGAAACCUUUCGAGCCUUUUCAGAGGAGCUGGAGUUUCAGAGCAUGAUUUGCCACCACUGACAUAUCUACACUUCCGGCUGUUUAUACAUCUCAACCUGUGGCUGACAUGGCGCUCUGGCCACAGGUUUGGUACUUCUGAUUAACCACUACGAUUUGUAUUCAAAAUAAUGAAUUUGACCUUGUAGCACUACUGAACUUAAGACAUUAAAGGUUCAGUUCACUCAAAUUUCAAAAUAGUUUUGAGAUUUCCCACAGAUUUCUAGUCAUGCACAUUGUGUUGUUGCUGUGGAAACAGUUGCAACUAUUUUCUAACUUUUAACAAAUAGUGCAUACAGUUAAUGUGGAGGGGUGAACUGACCAUUUAAGGGCAUCUCUAUGUUUUUACUUAUUAUUGCCAGAACACUUGAAUAGAAUACAAAAUAUCGGAAACAUUCACUUACUGUAAAAGAACCACUGAUGUUUCUUAAAAUGCCUGUUUUGUAGUUUUUGUAAAAUUGUGUAUGGGUAAAUGUUUCUACUUAUAUGAUACUAUAUUUUACAAAAGCAUAAUAUACUAUUGAGUGGCUUUGAAACCUCAACACACUGCAGUCAAAUGAAAUGCAUGCAAAAUAGACAAAACACGAGAAAAUUACAUAAAAACAUAUGUACCAAUAUCAUACCAAUAUGACAAUGCCUGGCAUAGUGGCCUUGUCAUGAAAACAUACACAGUGAAAGAGGUGAGGUAAUGCUGACUCUUGCCUGCCUGCCCAAGACAGUCAAACUCUUAUGGAUGUUUCAACUGGACACUGACAGGCGAAUCUGUGACAGGAAAAAUAUAAAAUAUAGUGUGUAUAUAUAGUAGCCUAUAUACACAACAUGCAUGCAGGGUAUGUAUCGUCCCGCUAAUCUUUUUCAUUUGCUUAUAUUUUGUCUAUUUUCACAUGUUUUCAAAGGUUGCAUUGCAUUGAGCUCACAGAGCCACUGUACUAAGAUAUCAAAUUGGCUAACUUGAAUGAAAUGCAUUUCAAAAGUGUUAAUGACCUAUUUGGUUUUAAUAUUGUAGGUUCAAAAACUAUUAAUAAUCAAAGUCUGUCAAUCUUUUAAAAUAUUUAUAUUGAUAAACAGCUUAAUAUUGUAGCUUGUUAAACUGUACUGCAGGUGCAGUGAUGUUCCUAAAAGACAUUCCACCCUAGAAUUUCAUGAGCUAGUCUCAUUUCACGAUCACUUUUCAUAUAUGGAAUGGUGAUUUUGAUGCUGCAUCCUAAACGCUUGUUUGAAUGAACAUAUCGAGGGUUUGUCCAGAAAGGGAGUGUCUGUGUCUGUGUCGUGUUACCUAAAAAAGAACCUAUAGUUGCGUUUAAGUGAAUAAUUAUGUUUGUAACUGAAACACAGAUGAUAACAAAUGAGGGAAAGCCCAGAAUAUGUGGGUGAAAAUUGCUGUAAAAAUGUUCAACAAUAUCUAUUGGUUUUAUAUCAUACCUAGUCUCAGAGAGGGGAGGAAGACGCAUGAGGUUUAUGAUGUGCUGUAAAUUGCCACCGUAAUUUUGUCCUAAACCCUUCCUGUAAUUUACUUGAUUACUGUAUGUGCACUCUACUUUCAUUUCAUGGUUUUACUUGUUGGUUUUAUUCUGUAUAUAAGAACUAUUCUCUUAAUUGGUACAUAUGUCAAUGUCUCAGAUGAUCCUUUAAAUGUGUUCGUCAUCAUUUUCUGUUACCUGCUGUUCUGUCAUGUCAAUCAGGUUGUUUCUCACUUAAUUUGAAACCUAAAUUGUUUUUAUUUUUUAUAAUGAUUAAGUGCUGAUAUCACUAUUUGGAGUUUCAUAAAUGCGCUUGAACAAAAGUGUUAAUGCUGGAAAAACUGUUACACUUGAAUUGCUGCUGUGUGCUGGAAAAAAAUCAACAGGAUAAAAGUGAAUUUGUGUUGAUGCUGAUUUUCAUAUAAAAACUACUGUAAUUUGGAA
Molecule: messenger RNA, 3622 nt
Organism: Hippoglossus stenolepis (Pacific halibut)
Lineage: Eukaryota; Metazoa; Chordata; Actinopteri; Pleuronectiformes; Pleuronectidae
Gene: depdc1b
Product: DEP domain containing 1B
Exons: 11
Coding region: 136-1728 (530 amino acids)
Biological process (GO): intracellular signal transduction
Source: RefSeq, a predicted model, not a curated record